Drosophila willistoni is the source of this 359-nucleotide messenger RNA. RefSeq names its product cytochrome c oxidase assembly protein COX16 homolog, mitochondrial (gene l(3)neo43). NCBI's taxonomy places the organism in Eukaryota, Metazoa, Arthropoda, Insecta, Diptera, Drosophilidae. Gene Ontology annotation, biological process: mitochondrial respiratory chain complex IV assembly. The record is from RefSeq and is a predicted model, not a curated record. Gene Ontology annotation, cellular component: mitochondrial inner membrane. Bases 24 to 326 code for a protein of 100 amino acids. The transcript has 2 exons.
AUAUUUUAAUUUUGUUUUAAGAAAUGUUAGAUAAAUUAAAUUAUUACUCCAAGAAAAAGGGAUUCAGAUAUGGCGUUCCUUUUCUCGUAAUGAUAGUAGGAGGUUCAUUUGCCCUGCAGCAGUUCUCUAAUCUUAGAUAUGAAUACGCUAAAAAGCAGCCGGUGACCCCCGAGGAGAUGAAGAAAUACGGCGUUAACAUGAGGAAACGUAAAGAUGUUACUUUGGAAACGGAAUAUGACAAAGUAAAGGCUGUGGAUAUAGACAAUUGGGAGAAUAAGCGCGGCCCUCGUCCCUGGGAAGAAGAGGGUGUGCCGGCCAAGCAUUAAUGCUCUACGAUAAUAAACUUAAAUAUUAAAAUG